AUGGGUAAGCGAUUCUCCAAGCAAAGGCACAAACCCCGUUUCACGAAGGUCCAAAUCCCAUGGCUUAUUCGAGGCGUCAUCCGUAGUAACAACCUGGAGAGCAUGCAAUAUCUCCUUAGUUACCCCAACGAUGUCAAUCCAUGUGUGGUAAUUGACGGUGUCUGUCCUCUUAACCUCGCUAUUGAGUUGGGCCAUCUCCAAAUGGUCAAACUAUUAAUAAAGGCUGGCGCAGAUAUCCAUGUUUCUGAUUGUCCACGCUACCCACUUCACCAAGCAGCUCUUUACGGUCGCGCAGCGAUCGCGGAACUGUUGAUAAAUUCGGGUGCAAAGGUGACUGCUCUGACGGAGAGGCAUCAAUCCUGUCUCCAUCUCUUAGCCGGUCAAUCCACGGAAAGGUAUGUGGAAACUGCGAAAGUACUUCUCAAAUAUGGCUGUGAUCCGAACAAUCUUGAUGAUGACGGGAUGGCACCUCUGCAUCUAGCUUCAGUUGAAAUUGCGGAGGUUCUGGCGAUGGAAGAAACUACGGAUCUCAAUAUUUUGAGCCAAGCUGGUGACACACCUCUUCUUGUUGCCUCCAAGGAUCGUAAAGAAGGUCUCCUCCUAACUCUUCUUCGUAUUGAAGAAGAACACAAGUCUAAAGCGGCAGCUGCCGCGAUCCUAUCUGCUCCCAUUAACACGUCUCUCAGCACUUUCACAACCACCUCGUUAGCCCUAGGCUCGGGUUCCAGUUCCUCUUCACCCAAUCGUCGUUUCGGGUGGACCUCUAAGGUAUUUAGAACUGCCUCUGCAGCCGCUGCUGCGUCUAACUCUAUCACUGCUGCUGAUGUGGUUUCACCAUUGGACAACACAUCCAUCCGCCAUGGCAAUCGUCUGCUGUCCUCCACUAACUUCAGAAAUUGCUUGUCGGCAACGUCAGUAUGGAACUUCAAUUCCUUGACUGGAAGGAAUUCUAGCUUUCGGGGACUGGUAGCUGGAGGCAAAAAGAAAAACACCACCUCACUAGAGGUCAUUCCAGACUCCUCUUCCCCAGCCACUUCUAACAAGCCAGCUACCGUGAAGCCUCCUGCAUCUCGUCUUAAUCUGAAUCAAGCAGAUAAUGUUGGCAUGACGCCGUUGAUGCUCUGCGCUGAAGCGGGUCAAAGUGGAUUUCGAAUGGUCUUUGGUCUAGUCUCUGCAGGUUGCGACAUCUCUGCGGUGGAUAAAAUUGGCAUGACAGCUCUCCACUACGCUUGCUACGUUGGUGCUGUCCCGACAGUUCGGUUUUUGCUUGAGGAGGCUCUUGAAAUUUCCAAUAAAAGGGCUUGUGACAUCCUUAAUCUUCAGGCAACUUGCAUUUUUACUUCCCAGGAUCGUUUCGGGCGAACACCUAUUUACCUUGCAACGUGUCGAGGCCAUACUCCCGUUGUCGACUACCUUCUUACUUGCAACGCCGACAUCCACAUUCCGAAUAAGGAGCUCAAGUCGCCUCUCUACAUUGCCGCAAAUUUUGGUCAUCUCAACAUUGUCAACGCUCUCUUACGGCAUGGAGCUCAGGUGAACCAGGCGGAUUCGCAUCAGAAGACACCACUGUACGUGGCCACGUAUCAUGGUCGGUCAGACAUCGUGUCUCUGCUGCUUGCGGCCCAUGCAGAUGUUAAUGCGGCGGAGAUGAAUGGACGAACACCACUCUAUGCUGCGGUCCUUCAUGGUCAUCUCGAUCUUGCCGCAAAAUUACUCUCUCAUGGUGCUGCUGUCAAUCGACCGGACAAAGAUGGUCUUGGACCCCUUCAUAUGGCGGUGAAAUUUCCAAAGCUUGAUCUACCCAUGGUUCGCUUACUACUACGACAUGGAUGCGACCCUGUUAACCUGGCCGCAUUCACUCGAUGGCUGAUGCAACAUGGUGUUCUCUCUGAGUCCUCGCUUGUCUCCUCCACUGGUCAAUCAGACGCAUGGCUUAGCGCUUGGCUACACAAUGAGGAGUCAAAUGUGCGUUCAUUAAAGCGUCUCUGCCGAGCUCGAAUUCAAGCCCAGCUGGGGGGAUCGGGAUCUUCGGGCACCACUGCGCGGAUUCGUUGCUUGCCACUGCCGCCUCAGCUGAGGGAGUUUGUCUCGUUGAAGGCUCUCUAA
Messenger RNA from Hydatigera taeniaeformis, 2106 nucleotides. Lineage: Eukaryota; Metazoa; Platyhelminthes; Cestoda; Cyclophyllidea; Taeniidae. The record is from the annotation of a GenBank genome assembly.